Ahaetulla prasina is the source of this 381-nucleotide messenger RNA. Its product is annotated as trafficking protein particle complex subunit 2-like. Lineage: Eukaryota; Metazoa; Chordata; Lepidosauria; Squamata; Colubridae. The record is from RefSeq and is a predicted model, not a curated record. Gene Ontology annotation, cellular component: cytoplasm; nucleus; TRAPP complex. Gene Ontology annotation, biological process: endoplasmic reticulum to Golgi vesicle-mediated transport.
AUGGCUUCCAAAGCUGACAGAAGGCUUGAACCAGUUGAGAAUCGACUGCAGGCAGCAGAAAAUUUCUCCCUGGUGGGUAAGUACACUCUAUAUGAUGACCAUUGCCAUCAGUAUCAAUUUGUGACUCAUGCUUGUCUUGAUGAAAGUAGUAUUGUAGAUGAAAGCAUGUGGUUAACAAAUAAUAUAUACCUGAAAAAACAUUAUGAGAUUUACAUAAUGCUUCAUGAUGUAAGACAAGAAGAUGAAAUCAAAAAUUUCCUUACUAUUUAUGGUCUGGAGAUAAAGUUUUCAAUGGAGCACUGUUACGAAACUAAUUCUCCAAUUUCAUCCACUAUACUUGAUAGAAAAAUUUUGUGUCCUGGGAGGAAGCAUCUUUGUUAA